GUUCAUUCAAGUCUACGUUGUGCCUUUGUCUGUCCAGACGCCUAGAUGCUCAACAUCUAAAUCACAGAGAGGAGCAGUCCUGUACUGACCGCUACUACAUCAAUACAGUUGGUGAUAAGUCAGGACCGAAGCCCUCCUCCGUAGCAACCUUUCUGUGGCAGUGCGUCUAAACUCGUCUUCGAAAGAAACCCAUUUUUUUUGUUCGUUUUUUGCCUCUGUUCAUUAUGUGUCUUCUCCUUUUAAAUCCAUUCUACAUAAAGAUAUGUUCAAGCCGGCCUCUAAUAAUUUCUCCUUUCAAAAUAAAGUCAUUGCAAGCUUCAGUGAAAGUAUUCUUAUCUCACACUGCCUUGUUCUUCUGUCACCAGUGUUAUCACGGACUAAACUCUACUUGCACCAUGAACUCUUUUGCCACAGCUCUGUGUUUCUUCUGUGUGGCGUACACUGCGGCCCAAACACUGCCGCCGAGAUGUAAGUAGUCGCGCAAUAUAGUUUGAGUGCAGAUAAGGACAUACGAAAAAAAAAAACACAACCUUUAUUUAACCCCACACAUCCCAUUCUCCCACAACAAUUUUCCUCAUUGGCUCCAUUUGAAAAAAAAAUACAAUAAAUGCAAUUUAAAUGAUACAUAUUGACUUAAUAGAACUUAAUACGAUCUAAUUUGUUUUGUUUACUACGUUUAAGCUAAAACAAAAUCUCAUUUUUUUUUCUUCCUUUGAAAAUUCUCUUGCAAUGGAGAAAAAAAUAUAUAUAUUAAAAAACGGUCUCCAUUAAAAUUAUUAUCCUUAAAUCGUUUGAGAGUCUUUCAAAAUGGGACAUAUAAACUAAAAGAAGCAUUUUGUUGUCUUCUAAAACGUCAUUGCAUAUUUAUUUCGAGACUAAAUAAGCCCAUUGUAACAUGCAGAUAAUGAUGUCCUGGCGGCGUUGGCCUCCACCCGUCAGUUCACAGUAUUUUCGGAUCUGCUGACCAAAUCAGGACUGCUUCCAAUAGUCAACAGCUGUAUGUAAUUGUAAUGUUGCUAAUGUAAUUUUAAUUGUGCCUAUGUAAUUGUAAUAUUUCGUGUGUAAUUUUGAUGUUGCAUAUACAUUUGUUACCACAAAAUUUCAUAUGUAGGUCUAUCGGUUUAUUUCUGAUCACUGUUCACUGGUAAAGUCCAAUUGGGUUUGGCCUUCGAGAUUGAGGUUAUUGGGGCAUUAGGGCAAGUUUAAUAUUUGUGGUAUUUAGGCAAGGGAAUUAUUUUGUGCAAAUUUGGCAAAUAAAAUAUUGGUGGAUAUUUGUCAAGGGAAAUAUUUGGGACACUUGGGCAAGAGAAUUAUUUUGAGCAUUUGAGGCAAACUAAAUAGCAUCAAAUAAUAAUUGUGUAUUAAUCUAAUAAGAAUAUUAUUCUUAUGACAAUUGUUUUACAAAAAGCACCAUCUUCCCCAUCAACCCCGUGUUAGUUGUGAUGCCACCGCUGUCAUCCAUCUGCCAUCGCUCCUCAUUUCAUUGAUAACUAUUUUGUCAACUUUCACCGUUUCCUCCUAACAAUCAACGGGGUCUCCUCCUCGAACCUCAGCCCUCCAUUUCACCGUGUUCGCCCCCACCGACAACGCCUUCGCCAGACUGCCCGCGGCCGACUUUGAGGCCAUCAAGAAUGACCCGGCCAAGCUGGCGGACGUCAUCGGCACCCACCUGGUGCUGACGUCGAAUGUCCACGUGGGGAACGUCCAGCAGGACGUCAGACUCAGUUCGUACAACCACCACCAGAUCCGACUCAACACGUACAACAUCGUGCACGUGAGUCUGGGUUGGCCGGGUUGACUCAACACGUACAACAUCGUGCACGUGAGUCUUGGUUGGACGGGUCCUCAAAGGUUAACAUAAACGACCCGGGGGGGGGGGGAGGGGGGGCGGGGAAUCGAAGUCUUGGAGAGUUGGGUACUCAACAGUUAUCAGUGGUGACAGGUGAAAAUGAGUUUUGGCUAGUUGGGUAGUCAAAGGUUAACACUGAUGACGGGGGAAAGUGAGUUUUGGCUAGUUGGGUACUCAAAGUUUAACAGUGGUGACCCGGGGGGGGGUGGAGGAAACAUGAGUUUUGGCUAGUUGGGUGCUCAAAGGUUAACACGGGUGACGGGGGGUGUCCAGGCUACAGCACAGUGCGUUGUGAGAAAGAGCACAAACGUUUCAUUAAAAGACCAAUGAAUGAUUUUACUGAAGUUAUCGAUAGAGGAGAAAUUAAACAGUGGUUAAAUGGGAAGGAGUGGGGGGGGGGGGGUUGACACAAUUUUGUUACGACAUGUGUCCGCCCCUUUAUAAUUGAGUACGAACAUUGUUGAUAUUUUGAUCUUCGUAAUUUGUCUUUGUAACUAUGGAUGUACAAAAAACAAACUAUUUUAAUGUUAUUUAUAAUUGGAGCGAAAAUUCAUAAAUAAUUUUUAAAAUAGUCAGAGCUGCACCUCUGCCAAACUUGAUAAGAUUGUGACACAAGGAGUGUUCAUCCGCCUUUGGUAUAUAGUACAACUGCGCACCGCCUUUGGCAUAUAGUACAACUGCGCACCCCUUUUGGUAUAUAGUACAACUGCGCACCCCUUUUGGUAUAUAGUACAACUGCGCACCGCCUUUGGUAUAUAGUACAACUGCGCACCGCUUGGUCUAUAGUACAACUGCGUACUGCCUUGCAGCCGCGUUAUAUCAAUUAUAUACUGACGCUGCCAAUGACAGUGUUAAGUUUCCCUAUACAGGCGGUACUGCUUAAGAAUUUAACUUUGCCGUCCAAAGAGCAUGCAUCCCCAAUGUUCAGUUUUGUAUGCGUGCUUCGCUCGUCAUCUUAGUCCACAUAAACCCAUCUAUGCCACACUUUCUUUGACACACACAUUCCUUUAUUUCAUCACAAAUAAAAAAACAAUUUUCACACCCCCACCCCCCUUUCCUUCAGACCGUGACCGCUGACGGUGUGAACAUCACCAUCAGAAACAUCCCGGUCCUCCAUGGAACAGUCCACGGACUCGAUGGCAUCCUCGUGCCACCCACCACCAGCACGGCCCAGAUAAGUUUCAACCGGGCGGACUUGAGCAACUUCACGUCUCUGCUGGUCAGUGCAAACCUGCUCAACUUUUACACAGGUACGUCGUGCCGGAUCAGCGCUUCUCAAACUGUGAUGCAUUUUGUUAUUGCGGAUAAUACAGGAAGAUUUAACAAUAACACGUAAAAAAAUGUUUUGUGGAAUUAAAUUUUUUUAUAUUUUUUUUCACUUCGCUUUCUUUAAGAGCAAGAAUAAUAAUAUAUUUUUUAGAAUUCAUAUUGUGUAAACCAUUUGAACGAUGACAUCAUCGCUAAUCAUUCGUUUAAAGAAUGAAGAAUGUUUAUUCUAUUAUUUCUAUUAUUAAAUAUAGGAACCUAGAAUAAACACAGAUCUCUUUAUCACGUGGCUAUUUUGGGCCCAAACAUUCUAAUUAAAGAUAUUUUCAGACACGUCCACAGAACAAUUGCGUUGACAGUGGUGUCCCCCAAGUGCAUUGUAUCCAAUCAUAAUGGUAUUGUUGUCUUUAUUCUCUUGUAUGUUUUCAUCAUCUGACGUCAUUCCCUUGAUAUUUCCCCAGCUGACCAAGACGUCACGCUAUUUCUGCCUAACAACGAUGCCUUCAAGAGCUUGUCGCCCGGCGUCCUAGCUUAUUUACAAAGCCACCCUGCAGACCUAGCAGGUGAGAUGGGCAAGGGAGUGGAUGGGGGGGGGGGUCACAUUUCUGUGUCAUGGUGUCAAGCAUACUUGUUAUUGCUUGUCAUGUCGUUUGCUAGUCGUUAUUGCCCGGUCAUCUGGCGAUUGUCACGGUCUUAUCAAUAUUUUGUCAACUAACUGUCAUCCUCUAGUCUUUUGAUGUUUACCUUUCAUUAUUUUUAGUGUUAUCUAAAAUAUUUUACGGUUGCAUAUUUGUUAACACGCGUGUAAUUAUCUGUCACUGGUUUGCAACUUUCGUUAAUUUAUUUUCAUUAAACAUGUUCUUUUUAAAGAAACAAUCAAAUACCACAUUGUCAGAACUGCGACCAUCUUCAGCCUCGGUUUGAAGCAUAGUAUCACCUUGACCUCGGCUGACAAUAACCGCGACCAGCUGAUGGUUCUGGAAGAUGAUGGUGAGUCUUAUAUUAACCAUUGACUGUUUCUGUGUCGUAAAGAAAUUCACGCACCAGUUGGAAACAGUUAUUUGAAAUAGGAUGUCAAUGAUGUCGAUGAUGUCAAUGAUGUCAAUGAUGUCAAUACACUUGGAUAAUUAACUAUCCCAACAAACAAUUUUUUUUAAAAAUCCUUAAGAUACAACAUUAAGCUGCUAUCACACGCAAGUUAUUAAAGAUGUAUUUACAACUUUUUAUAUAGAUAUUUUAGAAUUUAGAAAUGAUGAUUUGCUAUGUCAUUAAUGAAAGACUUAUCGAACACUUAAAUCAUUAGUGUUAACUGAUGAUUAACUGUUGAUUACCUCUACAAAUAUCUGUUAUCUAUCUUAUUUUCGUCUCCGUCGUCAUCUGACUGAUUCACCCAUGAAUCAGGUCAUUUAAUUUAUUAAAACUAAAAACUGAAAACGGGAAGAGGAAAAAAAAACUUGAAUGUGAAAUAGGCUUAAUGUGUCCGCUCUAUCCUUCCCAGCCGGUGGUGUUUCCAUCAACACGGCCAAGAUUGUACAGAAAGACAUCAUCGCCACUGACGGAGUCAUUCACAUCAUCAACAAGGUGCUGCUUCCUCCCCGUGUGCUGGUCCACAUUGCUGACAGCGGAAUCGUCGUCGGUUGAACCAUCGGAACAGAUCAAAGCUCAACUCUGAAGAAAAUGUCAAUCAUCGAAUUGUCCGAUCAGACGAUGAAAUUGUCCGAUUAGACAAUGAAAUUGUCCGAUUAAAAAAAUAACGCAAAUAAAAACAUUAUUUAUCAACGGU
Molecule: messenger RNA, 4898 nt
Organism: Lymnaea stagnalis (great pond snail)
Lineage: Eukaryota; Metazoa; Mollusca; Gastropoda; Lymnaeidae
Source: the annotation of a GenBank genome assembly